This is a messenger RNA of Salvia miltiorrhiza (redroot sage), 1415 nucleotides long. RefSeq lists its product as uncharacterized. The record is from RefSeq and is a predicted model, not a curated record. Lineage: Eukaryota; Viridiplantae; Streptophyta; Magnoliopsida; Lamiales; Lamiaceae. Gene Ontology annotation, molecular function: transporter activity. Bases 156 to 1025 code for a protein of 289 amino acids. Gene Ontology annotation, biological process: transport. The transcript has 5 exons.
GUGAGUGAGGAAGUAUCCAUCACGUCACUUUGAUUUUUUUUUUUUUCCAUGAAAAUUUCACAGCCCGCAAUUCUGCGCAAGUUCUUCAUUUUAUUCUUUCCUCUUUGCUCAUAGCGCAUGUGUUGAAGAAGAAUGAGAUAAGAUUGUGUGAUAGUAUGGAAAGCAGCCAAGUGAGUUUGAUAGGAUCAACCAUAUGUUUGAUGGUAACUCUGCAGCUGUCGAUACAGUUAGUAUCCCAGCAUUACUUAUCAUGGAACAACCCCAAAGAGCAGAAGGCCAUAGUCGUCAUCGUUCUCAUGGCUCCCUUGUACGCCAUCGACUCCUACGCGGGCUUCAUAGUCGUACAAGGGAGCUCCACUUUCUUCACUUUCCUCGACUCUGUCAAAGAGUGCUACGAGGCUCUAGUGAUGGCUAAGUUUCUGAGUUUGAUGUAUGCUUACCUCAACAUAUCCAUCAGCCAAAACAUAGUGCCUGAUCACAUCAAAGGAAGGGAAAUCCAUCACUCCUUCCCCAUCACUCUUUUCCAGCCUCACACGGUGCGAUUGGACCACAAAAACUUGAAGCUUCUGAAGAACUGGACAUGGCAGUUUGUGGUGAUCCGCCCUGUGUGCUCGGUGCUGAUGAUAGCGUUGCAGCUUCUCGGAGUGUAUCCGGAGUGGCUGAGCUGGACGCUCACCGUUAUCCUGAACGUCUCCGUCUCCUUGGCGCUCUACUCGUUGGUGCUGCUCCACCAUGUUUUCGCGAAGGAGCUGGAGGCGCACAAGCCGCUUGCCAAGUUCUUGUGCAUCAAGGGCAUCGUCUUCUUCUCCUUCUGGCAGGGAAUGGUGCUGGAUGUGUUGGUGGCGAUGGGGAUCCUUAAAUCGGAUAAGCUGGGGCUGGACGUGGAGCAUUUGGAAGAAGCAGUUGAAAAUGUGUUGGUGAUAGUGGAGAUGGUUUUCUUCUCUCUGCUCAUGCGAUAUGCAUACCCGCCUCAGCCUUACCGAACUGCAUCACUUACUCAAACCGAUACCAACAAAACAGAUUGAUCACCUCAUUUUCAACUUCCUUUUUUGUAUCCCUACAACUACUGUCAAAAUAGUUAGUGUGAGUGUCACAAAUUUUCAAAUCCCACAUCGGACUUGUUCGAACUCCCCAUUGAUUUGAAAAGCCUCAUUUUGGUCGGGCUGGCUAAUGUCUUUUUCAGCCCAACGAUUUGACAGCUCUAUCUCUAGACGAGUAGAACACCCCAAAACUUGUUGAUAUUUUUCUAUCACCCAAUGAGACACGAAAUACUAUUAACCCAAAAUCACCCCAAAACUUGUUGAUAUUUUUCUACUAUUAACCCAAAAUCAAAUUAAAACUUUGAGGGGUCAAACUAAACGAAGCAAAAUUAAUGGCAUAUAAAACAUGAGACACGAAACUAUUAACCCAAAAUC